CGCGUUUUCUAUUGUGGAUUCUGUUGGAUUGAUUUUAGGAUUUUGAAAGGAUUUUAUAAAAAACAAUAAUAUAAAACGAAAUGAUGACCGAUGCCGAUAUGAGAGAGGUUCGGUUAGAUGAAGAAAACAACCGUUCUUCUGUAGAUUUGGAUGCUUCAUCCAGACCAUCUGUUGAUGUUGAAAUGAAUAUGGAAACUCCACAUACCAUUGGUAACUAUGCCCAAUUGGACUUGGAUAGUUCUAAACCAAAACUUGCUCGUAAUCCAUACAUUUCACUUCUUUUCCACAACAAGAGAUUUUUGAUUAUUUGGAUGGCUGGUGUUUUGUCUGGUAUGGGUAACUAUUUCUCUGAAAUUGGUAUUGUAUACGAAGUUGAACACAGAUCCAAUGUUGGUUUUGCCACUGGUGCUGUAUUUUUGUGUAUCUUUGCUCCUUCCUGUUUCGCUAUGCCUUUUGCUGGUGUAUUUUCCGAUGUUUUUGAUAGAAGAAAAGUUUUAAUUGUGGCGAAUAUUUUGAGAGCUAUCCUUGCUUUUUGUUUACUUUUUAGUCAUUUAAUUGAAGAAACACCAAUAUUGUUCGGGUUUUACUAUGUCAUUCUUGCCUUGAUUUUCUUUAUCAAUGCUUUUUAUGAUGCUUCUCGUGGUUGUUUACUUCCUCUAGUUGUGGAUCACAACGAUCUGGUUGCUUGUAAUGCUCUUGAUAGUUUGACUUGGUUAUUCUGUUCUUAUACUGGUGCUGCUAUUGGUGGUUUUGUCACAACUCUCACUAAUUUGACUGUCACUUUUAUUGUUAACGGAAUACUCUUUGUUCUAGCCUUGCUUUUGACCAUUUCAUUAAUGUGGUUCCCUGAAUUGAAUCCUCCAAAGCCUGCAGAUUUCCCAACAAAGCCAAUUCCAGUUAUCAAACACAGUGUUGUUGAAUUAUAUCAAGGUUUCAAGCUUUUAUUUAGUGGAAAAGGAUACUUGUUGAGCUUUACUGUCAUGAAAUUAUUGGGUGCAUUGAUUUGGGCUUCUGUCGAAUUUAUCAAUGUUAAAUUGUCUGAAUUCCCAACCUUGACAUUAUUUGACAGUGCUGAAGCUACAAUGACAUUUGCUUACUGCUUGUUUGGUGUUGGUUCUGGUAUUGCUCCAAUGGUUUGUGAAUUGAUUUUGGGUAAUAGAAUUAGACGUUCAGUUAGAAGUGCCUUCUGGACUAGAUUUGUAAUUCUAGUUUCCUUCUUCAUGUUGGCUGUUGGUUUUGCCUUAAUGACCUUCUCUGUUCAUGCAUCCAUGUUUAUUGCCGCUAACUUUAUUCUUGGAGCUGCUGGUGGUACCAUGUGGGUCUAUAGUAUGUCUUCAAUUGAACAUUUGACACCAAAUAGUUUUUUGGGUCGUAUUACUGCUUUUGAUAUUUGCUUUGGUUUUGGAGCUGGUCAAGCAUUGGGUGUUAUGAUUCCAUCACCAUUACUUAACGAUAUUAUUGGUAUCAAGUCACCGCAUCUCUUUGCUCUUGUAAUGUUCUCUCUUUCUUGGAUUUUAUUUUUGUUUUGGCUUGUCUGGUUUUAUUUGACUCGUGGUAUUCAUCAACACCACGUAGAAGGUCAUGGAAGUCACUCUGAACAUGCUGCCACUCACUAAAUUUGUAGAUUUAUCGAUACAUAUGGUAUGUUUUCUAGAAAUUCUACUCCUCCAAUAUCAAAAAUAAAAAAAUAAAUUGUU
Messenger RNA from Naegleria gruberi, 1697 nucleotides. RefSeq names its product DUF894 domain-containing protein. The coding region runs from base 81 to 1616 and encodes 511 amino acids. The transcript has a single exon. Gene Ontology annotation, molecular function: transmembrane transporter activity. Gene Ontology annotation, biological process: transmembrane transport. NCBI's taxonomy places the organism in Eukaryota, Heterolobosea, Eutetramitea, Acrasida, Naegleriidae. The record is from RefSeq and is a predicted model, not a curated record.